Rosa rugosa (rugosa rose) is the source of this 3282-nucleotide messenger RNA. RefSeq names its product phytosulfokine receptor 1-like. Gene Ontology annotation, molecular function: protein binding. The transcript has a single exon. NCBI's taxonomy places the organism in Eukaryota, Viridiplantae, Streptophyta, Magnoliopsida, Rosales, Rosaceae. The coding region runs from base 1112 to 3199 and encodes 695 amino acids. The record is from RefSeq and is a predicted model, not a curated record.
ACCUUUUUGUUCGUUCGUUAGAAUAUAUGCACUCUUUUCUACCAAGUGGGCUUCGGAAUAUAUACUUUUGGGCCGAGUUUGCUCACUGGUCUGGGUGGACUUAUUUGAACCGAAUGGACAAAGGGCCUCGCAGAGGUGGUAUUCUUGGUUCGACUCAGCUUUUUUUUCUUCCAAGUUUAGUGUUGCAGACAACCGGUAAUUAGAGGGGUCGAUCCCUACAGGAGGUCAGUUCAUGACCUUUCUGAAUUCAAGCUUUCCCUUGACUUUGUGGCUUCCAUGGCGCUCCCUCUUGUCCAUCAGAUUCCAAGCCAGAAGAAGUGGUUAGCGGACCACCCGGAAAAUCAUCGAGAGUAGAAUUACAAGUUGAUGGGGUUUGUAUAGGAAUAGCUGUAGGAUUUGUAUUUGGAAUCACCUGUUUCAUUGGACCAAAUAAAUAUGCAUGUAUGGACUUGGAAGCUCUAAUUUUUUAUGUUUUCCCCCUUGUUCCUUGUGGAAGGGGUUCUUUUUAUUAGCUUUGUGUGUGUGUGUGUGUGUUGUUUCCCGCAUGGCUUGAGUAUGAAGAGGAUUGAUAAUCAACAUAUGAUCUGUUAAACUAGUAGUUCGUAUAAGAUUGUGGGUUAGGAUGACUAAAAAACUCUUUAAAGAAUCACAGAAAGCGCAUUUAGAACAAGUUUAUCCAAAAUUCCAUAUUACAAAUCUGUGGAUGAUGAUUCACUUCGAUAUUCUGAUAUUUUUGAUGCACGGUUCAAGACGUGCAUUAUGGUUUAGUGACAGAAACCGGUGUUUUGACCGAGACAUUUUGGUAGAAAUGAAAGUGAAGAUUCUUCAUUAAUCUUUCUCUGAAGUUUUCAAAGACCAAGACCAAGACUCAAAACCAGCCAUUCUUUAUAGUGGCUCCAUCUAAAAGUCCUCUUUUCUUAUUUCAUCUCUUUUGCAUUGUUUAUUCUGCUUCACAUAAAAUAGAAGCAUUACUUGACUUGAUCUGUGCUUGAGUUUGUCAUUUUUCUUUCUUUCUUAUGUUUGCUUCAGUUUUCACCAGAGAACACGGUUCUUUACUGCUACUUGAUUAAUCUCUCUUCCAAGCUCAAGAUUUUUGGAGUGCUCGUGCGAUAUGAGUGUUCAAGAUUUUUGGGUGGUUAUCUUUGUCAUUGGCUUUUGCUUCCAGCCACCAGUUUUGAGCUCUCAGAACCUGACCUGCAAUCUGAAUGAUUUGAAUGCAUUGGAGGAGUUCAUGGGUGGUCUGAAAAGUGUCAUUGGUGGUUGGGGCAAGAAUUUCUCUGGUGAUUGCUGUAAAUGGGCAGGUAUUACUUGCAACUCUUCGUUCUCUCUUGGAUUGGAUGAUUCUGUUGAUACUUAUAGAGUGGUUGAGUUGGAUGUUUCGAGUAGAAAACUAAUUGGGAAUCUCUCUGAAUCUUUGGGAAAUUUGGAACAACUUAGAGCCCUCAAUCUUUCUCACAACUUCCUUAAAAACUCACUUCCUGCCUCACUGUUCCAAUUGCCAAAUUUAGAGUACUUAGACUUGAGUUCUAAUUACUUUUCUGGCCCCAUUCCAGUUGAUAUUAAUUUACCUUCACUUCUGUUCCUUGAUAUCUCUCAAAACUUCUUGAAUGGUUCUAUUCCACAAAGCAUCUGUGCAAGUUCUACUAGGCUUCAGGUACUGAACUUGGCUGUGAACUACUUGUCUGGUACUCUACCACCAAGUCUUGGAAAUUGUAGUUCCUUGGAGGACCUCUGUCUCCUCACGAAUAAUCUCUCUGGUGGUGUACCUGAGGGUAUAUAUCAGCUGCAAAAUCUGACCAGAUUGACUAUUCAAGAUAACAAGCUUACUGGGCCGCUGAGCAAAGAAGUUGGUAACCUGAUUAACCUUAAUCGUUUGGAUAUCUCAACGAAUUGGUUUUCAGGGACUAUUCCGGAUGUUUUCCACAGCCUUGGGAGACUACAGUAUUUUGUUGCUCGUUCCAAUAAUUUCAGUGGUCAGAUACCUUCUUCCUUGUCAAGUUCCCCAACUAUCAUUUUGCUUAAUGUGAGAAACAAUUCAAUGGAGGGUCCAAUUGAUCUAAAUUGUUCAGCAAUGACAAGUUUAGCCUCUCUUGAUCUAGGUUCAAACCAGUUUGAUGGGGAAAUUCCAUCCAAUCUUCCCUCUUGUCCACAUUUGAAUAAUAUAAAUCUUGCCCGGAACAACUUGAGUGGCCAAAUACCUGACAGCUUCAAGGAUUUUCACACUCUCAAUUACCUCUCACUUUCAAACUCCAGCCGUUCUAAUCUAUCAUCUGCCCUUCAAAUUUUACAGCAGUGUCAGAAUCUAACUACUUUGGUUCUCACCAUGAACUUCUAUGGUGAAGAAUUGCCUGCCGAUCCAAACCUUCAUUUUGCAAAGUUGAAGGUUCUCAUUAUUGCAAACAGUAGGCUCAAAGGUUCAAUACCCCAGUGGUUGAGUAAGAGCAGCAGAUUGCAGUUAUUGGAUAUAUCCUGGAACCGCUUGGAAGGUACAGUUCCGCCUUGGUUUGGCAAUUUUACUAAUCUCUUCUACUUGGACAUAUCAAACAAUUCUUUUACUGGGGAUAUCCCGAGAAGCUUAACUGGACUACAGAGCCUCAUUUAUUGGAAUUUUUCCAAGGUUCAGGAACCUUCCCCUGAUUUUCCUCUUUUCUGGAAAAAGAAUGUAAGUGCAAGGGGAUUGCAGUACAAUCAAGUUUGGAGCCUUCCACCGACGCUGGCACUUGGCAACAAUUAUUUGAGUGGACAAAUCUGGCCAGAGUUUGGGAACCUGAAAUCCCUUCAUGUAUUUGAUUUAAAAUUCAACAAUUUAUCUGGACCAAUUCCAAGUUCUCUUGCUAAUAUGACCAGCUUAGAGGCUCUGGAUUUGUCUCAUAACAAGCUUUCAGGAAUAAUACCCAGUUCACUGACUCGCCUCACUUUUUUGUCCAAGUUCAGUGUUGCAUACAAUCAAUUAGAGGGGGCGAUUCCUAGUGGAGUUCAGUUUGGGACCUUCCCAAAUUCAAGCUUUGAAGGGAAUAGUCUUUGUGGUGACCAUGCUCCUCCAUGUCCAUCAAGGGGGAAUACUUCUCCCGUUCAAACCAGAAAAUCAAGACUAGAAUUAGGAGGAGUUUAUAUAGGAAUAGCUGCUGCUGUGGGAUUUGUAUUUGGAGUAGCUUGUUUUAUUGUAACAGAUAGAUAUGUAUGGACUUGGCAUUUCUAAUUUCUGUUACCCUAUUCUUCCUUGUGGAAGGGGUUAGGUUAGGUGGUGCUGGCUCUGAAAUAAUUAUACAGUAGUUUCUUUCA